Ustilago hordei is the source of this 2574-nucleotide messenger RNA. RefSeq lists its product as uncharacterized. Gene Ontology annotation, biological process: glycerol-3-phosphate metabolic process. The coding region runs from base 1 to 2574 and encodes 857 amino acids. Gene Ontology annotation, cellular component: glycerol-3-phosphate dehydrogenase (FAD) complex; mitochondrion. Lineage: Eukaryota; Fungi; Basidiomycota; Ustilaginomycetes; Ustilaginales; Ustilaginaceae. The record is from RefSeq and is a predicted model, not a curated record. The transcript has a single exon. Gene Ontology annotation, molecular function: calcium ion binding; glycerol-3-phosphate dehydrogenase (quinone) activity.
AUGUUCCGUAGACCCCUCACCAUUGCACCCCGCGCCGGCGUGCGACUCGCCUCAACUUCCUCCUCCUCCUCCUCCAACCCUGGCCAGCGACGUCUCUUCUCAAGCAGAAAUGUGCUCGCCGCCGCCGCACUCGCCGGUGGUGCCGUCGCUACCUACACCCUCACACCCAGCAUCUACGCCGAUGCUCCCGACACUGUUCCCGGUGACACCCGCCCACACCCUCUCUGGUCGCCUCCCACUCGAGCUCAGAUGCUCGAGGCAUUGAGGCAAUCUUCCGCCAAGUCUCUACGACCUAUCGCUUCCCGUGCCAAGUCGGACGACUCGAGCCUCUUGCCUCUUGCCAAGGACGCCAAGUCUAGCAGCCCUAGCCCUGCUGCUUCUGAACAGUCGACAGGUGCAUCUCGAAGCGGCGACCAAGAUGGUCAAGGUUUCGACAUUCUUGUUGUCGGAGGUGGUGCCACUGGUGCUGGUGUCGCUCUUGAUGCUGCCACCCGUGGACUUAGUGUGGCCAUGGUUGAGCGAGAUGAUUUCGGUGCCGGAACCUCAUCCAAGUCGACCAAGCUCGUUCACGGUGGUGUCCGUUACCUCCAGAAGGCUGUCUUCGAGCUCGACUACGAGCAGUACAAGAUGGUGCGAGAGGCUCUCCACGAGCGAAAGACUUUCCUCAAGAUUGCUCCUUACCUUUCCGACCACCUUCCCAUCAUGCUUCCCGUCUACAAGUACUGGCAGAUCCCUUACUACUGGGCCGGUACCAAGAUGUACGACAUUCUCGCCGGCUCUGAGAACAUGGAGAGCUCUUACGUUCUCGGCAAGGGUAAGGCGCUCGAGGCUUUCCCCAUGCUCAAGUCAAGCGGUCUUGCUGGUGCCGUUGUCUACUACGACGGUCAGCACAACGAUACACGAAUGAACGUGGCUCUUGCCAUGACUGCCGUUCACCACGGCGCCGUUGUUGCCAACCACACGGAAGUUGUCAAGAUCCACAAGAAGCCUGUUGAGGGCAAGCCUGACCAGAUUUGCGGUGCUCGUGUUCGCGACCUCCUCAGCGGUGACGAGUGGGAUGUCAAGUGCAAGUGUCUCAUCAAUGCUACCGGUCCCUUCUCUGACACUCUGCGCAAGCUCGACGCUCCUACCGCUCAGGAGAUCGUCGCUGCUUCGUCCGGUGUGCACAUCACUCUUCCCGGUUACUUCUCGCCCCGCGACAUGGGUUUGAUCGACCCUCAGACCUCGGAUGGUCGUGUUAUCUUUUUCUUGCCGUGGCAGGGUAACACGAUUGCCGGUACUACCGACACUGCUGCUCCCGUCGAGGCUCACCCUCGUCCCAAGGAGGAAGAGAUCCAGUGGAUUCUCGACGAGGUGCGCAACUACCUUAGCCCGGAUAUCAAGGUUCGACGUGGUGACGUUCUGAGUGCUUGGUCGGGUCUGCGACCUCUGGUCAAAGACCCUGCUGCUACCGACACACAGUCAUUGGUGCGAAACCACAUGAUCAACGUCUCCGAGUCCGGACUGCUCACCAUUGCCGGUGGUAAGUGGACUACGUACCGUGAGAUGGCGGAACAGACAGUUGACCGUGCCAUCGACGAGUUCAAGCUGAAGCCUCAGCGUGCAUGUGUUACCAAGAACACAAGACUGUUGGGAAGCCACGGUUGGACCAAGACGAUGUACGUCAAGUUGCUGCAGCGAUUCGGACUUGAGACCGAUGUCGCACGUCACUUGUCGCAGACUUACGGCGACCGCGCAUGGAGUGUCUGCUCGAUCGCCGAGCCGACUGGUCAGAGGUGGCCAGUGCACGGCAAGCGUAUCGACCAGCUUUACCCUUACAUUGAGGCCGAGAUUCGAUACGCAUGCCGAAGCGAGUACGCCGCUACUGCACAGGAUUUCAUUGCUCGUCGAACACGAUUCUCCUUCCUCAACGCCGAGGCUACGAUUGAUGCUUUACCGCGAGUGAUUGAUGUGAUGGCCGAGGAGCUUGGAUGGGACGAGAAGCGCAAGAAGCAGGAGUGGGCUGAGAGCGUUGUCUUCAUGGCCAGCAUGGGUCUUCAGCCCGCCCGUGUGGAGCAGCUCAAACAGACUUCACUUGACGAGAUGCGAAAGAACCGCGAGGGACAGCAGAAGGCACACAAGAUCUCUUCGCUCGGAUCGGCUUCGCUGGAUGAGAAGGAUGCGCUUGCUAUUACCGGCCGUGCCUCGUUCAGCUCAGAGGAGAUGGAGGAGUUGCGUGGCAAGUUCAAGCUGCUCGAUGUCAACGACGAUGGCAAGCUCGACUCGAAGGAUCUCAAGAAGGUGUUGCAACGUAUUGGAUACUCGGACGUCGAUGACUCGACAUUGCGCGGUAUCGUGAACGAGGUCGACUUCACCAAGACGGGUGCACUUCAUUUUGAAGACUUCUUGGACGUCUUUGCUGCUCUCAAGGAUGCUCGUUUGGAGAACGCUUUCACUCACAUUCUGAGCGAGAUGGACUCUCAAGGUCUUCAGCCUCGCUCACAUGACCCUGUUGGACCUGCUGCUAAGGAGAGGUCGGAGCGAAGGGAUGCUAGCCGUACCAUUCCUGUUGAGAAGAGCGGUGGUGGAUGGUAA